AUAGUAAAACCAUAGUGUAUUAAUUAUAGUCCGUAGUCGCUAGUAUUCCGAGUUCCUAAUUCUUCGGUUUUCGGUGUUUUCACUAAUCACUAAUUAAUUUAAUUUUAAUAUUUUUAAAUUUAAACACAAUAUUUAAAGUUUAAAAACCAUAACUAAGUAAAAUGUAAAUACAAAAUCAUUAUCAAGUCCUGUAGGCUGUAAUUUGUCAAUUGUUUUUACCUCUUAAUACUUUAUUUUACAAAAUGAGUUGCCUCCUUAGUAAAUUGUGCAGUAUUAAGUCAGCUGUUCAGCUACGGAAAUUAUCUGUGCCUGCUAAUACUCUCCUUGCGAGAAGAUCAUUCAAUCGGCCAAAUCAUAAUUUAAAGAGAUUUCAAAGUCAAUCAAAUUCUCUUUUAGGACCUUCUUUAUUUUGUAUAUCUGUUUGCACUGGUACAGUUGUGUUAGCAUCUAUUAUUCAAUAUGAGCGACUUCGUGUUAAGCAAAUCAAUACCUUUGAAUUUUAUAGAAAUGCUAUCAAAAAAAAAAAUGAGAGUCUUAUUUCUAAGUUAAAAAAUAGUUUUAACAAUCUAGAACCAUCAGAGAAAGUAUUUGGUACCAUACUUUUAUUAAAUGGCAUUGUUUUUCUCGCAUGGCAAAUACCUCGGUGGCAACAUGUCAUGAUCAAAUAUUUUAUGACUGAUGCACUUGCUAGAAAAAUUCCAGUGUCGUCACUUCUUCUAAGUGCAUUCAGUCACAGUUCUCCAGUACACUUCUGUUUCAAUAUGUAUGCUCUUCAUACAUUUUGUCGAGGUGUGAUCCAACCAUGGGGUGAUAUGGGCCCUGAAGAAUUCACUGCAAUGUAUAUAAGUGGUUGUGUUGUUUCAUCAUUAGCUAGUAUUAUGUUUAGACGAAGCUUUAAAUUUCCAGGAAAUAGUUUAGGUGCUUCUGGUGCUAUAUUAUCAGUUGUUGGAUACUUUUCAUUAUCGCAUCCUGAUCAAAAAUUGGGUAUAAUAUUUUUACCAAAUAUUCAAUUUGAUGCAAUUCAUGCAUUAACUGGCAUAAUAUCGUUAGACAUAAUGGGAUUAAUUUUGAGGUGGCAAAUGUUCGACCAUGCAGCUCAUUUAGGAGGAACAUUAUUUGGAAUAUUUUGGUACAAAUAUAUGUCAACAUAUGUAUGGGAUAAUCGAAAAUAUAUUGUAAAAAACUGGAUAACCUUAAAAAAAAUUAUUCAACAAGUCAAAGAUAAAUGAAAUAGAAAUAUUGUAAAUUUAUAAAUGUUUAAUGAUUUUUCUAUAAAAUGUUGUUAAUAAUAUUGUUUAACAAAUAAGAUAUUGAAUGUCAAAAAUGUUGUAAUUAAUAAUUUUGUUAAAUAAAUUGAUGAGAUUUUAAAUUUUGAA
Rhopalosiphum padi (bird cherry-oat aphid) is the source of this 1376-nucleotide messenger RNA. It is a transcript of the gene rho-7, whose product is annotated as presenilin-associated rhomboid-like protein, mitochondrial. Gene Ontology annotation, cellular component: membrane. The record is from RefSeq and is a predicted model, not a curated record. The transcript is spliced from 9 exons. Gene Ontology annotation, molecular function: serine-type endopeptidase activity. Bases 243 to 1229 code for a protein of 328 amino acids. Lineage: Eukaryota; Metazoa; Arthropoda; Insecta; Hemiptera; Aphididae.